Messenger RNA from Perognathus longimembris pacificus (Pacific pocket mouse), 5579 nucleotides. RefSeq names its product collagen type IV alpha 2 chain (gene Col4a2). Lineage: Eukaryota; Metazoa; Chordata; Mammalia; Rodentia; Heteromyidae. The record is from RefSeq and is a predicted model, not a curated record. Gene Ontology annotation, molecular function: extracellular matrix structural constituent. Gene Ontology annotation, cellular component: collagen trimer; basement membrane.
ACCUGCGCGCGGCCAGCGGAGCUCCCCAAUUUGUUGGCGCUGCCCCCUCCCCUCGGGCCCGCGCGGGCGGCGUCUCGAAGGGGAGGACCCUGCGGCGCGGGUAAGAGGCGGCGGGAGCGCGCAGCUCCGGAAUUGCCGGCGCCGCCAGCCCCGCGGCCAACACUCGGCGCUCUCCGCACUCGGCCCGCGCGCCCCCCGCGCCCCCCGCGCCCCGCGCCCCCCGAGGCACCCCCGGAACGCGCGCGGCCCAGCCAGGCCGGCAGGCGCUUCGCAGGGAGGGGCGCAGCAGCGCGUGGCCCGCAGCCCCGGACCCCCGGACCCCGAGGCUGCGCGGGACCCGAGCGAGCAGCGGUGGAAGCCGAGCCCCGCGGCGGGCAGCAUGGGCCGGAGCCCGACGGCGGCGCCCGGCGCGGCCCUGCGGCGGUGGCUGCUGCUGGCGGCGGCGACCCUGUGCCUGGCCCGCGGCGCGCUGGCGGGUGUGAAGAAGUUGGAUGUGCCCUGCGGAGGGAGAGACUGCAGCGGCGGCUGCCAGUGCUACCCAGAGAAAGGAGGCCGGGGCCAGCCGGGACCCGUGGGCCCCCAGGGGUUCAGUGGGCCCCCCGGGCUGCAAGGAUUCCCCGGACUACAAGGUCGCAAAGGUGACAAGGGCGAGCGCGGCAUCCCGGGGAUCACCGGACCCAAAGGAGACGUGGGAGCCCGCGGCGUGUCUGGGUUUCCUGGGGCCGACGGGAUUCCCGGGCACCCGGGACAAGGCGGGCCCAGGGGAAGGCCCGGCUACGACGGCUGCAACGGGACCAGCGGCGACGCGGGGCCGCAGGGACCAUCCGGCUCGGGGGGCUUCCCCGGGUCCCCAGGGCCCCAAGGACCCAAAGGGCAGAAAGGCGAACCGUACGCACUGCCCGAAGAGGAACGCAGCAAGUACCGGGGCGAGAGCGGAGAGCCCGGAUUGGUUGGCUAUCAGGGGCCUCCUGGCCGCCCCGGACCCAUCGGCCCCAUGGGUCCCGUCGGAGCUCCGGGAAGACCGGGACCCCCCGGACCCCCUGGACCAAAAGGACAGCCAGGCAACAGAGGACUCGGUUUCUACGGCGAAAAGGGUGAAAAGGGCGACAUGGGCCGGCCGGGACCCAACGGCAUUCCGUCGGACGUCACCUUCAUCGGGACCCCGACCACCACGUACCACCCGGACCUGUACAAGGGCGAAAAGGGGAGCGAAGGAGAGCCGGGAGUUCCGGGCGUCUCCCUGAAGGGCGAGGAAGGAGUCAUGGGCUUCCCGGGAGCUCGGGGUCUCCCCGGCCUCCACGGAGAGAUCGGAUCUCAAGGACAGAAGGGAGGCAGGGGUGUGGACGGCUUCCAGGGCCCCAUCGGACCCAGAGGACCCAAGGGAGAACAAGGGGAACCAGGCCCCCCGGGACCGCCCGCCUACUCCCCGCACCCUUCCCUGGCCAAAGGCGCCAGAGGCGACCCAGGAUUCCCAGGGGCUCACGGAGAGCCGGGAUUCCGGGGCGAGCCGGGAGAGCCGGGCCCCGCGGGAGUCCCCGGGCCGUCCGCCGACCGCGAAGACGAGAGGAGAGGCCUGUCCGGCGAGAUGGGACCCAAAGGCUUCGCCGGGGACCCGGGCCUCCCCGCCCGGUACCCCGGCCCACCCGGAGCGGACGGCAAACCUGGGCUCCCGGGAGCCCCCGGGCCCGCGGGACCCCCCGGACCGGACGGUUACCUGUUCGGCCGUAAAGGAUCGGGAGGAAGAGUGGGCCGUCCCGGGCCCCCCGGAUUCCCCGGGACUCGAGGGCAGAAGGGGUGGAAAGGCGACUCUGGGGACUGCAAGUGUGACGACGGCUUCGUCAGGGGCCUCCCGGGACGGCCAGGCCCCAAGGGCUUUCCGGGCACCAACGGGCAGCCGGGGAGGAAAGGAGAGCCGGGCGACCCCGGGCAGCACGGCAUCCCGGGGUUCCCGGGGUUCAAGGGAGCCCCCGGCCCGGCUGGCUUUCCCGGCCCCAAGGGGAUCAAAGGAGACUCGAGGACCCUCACCACCAAAGGCGAGCGGGGACAGCCAGGCGUCCCCGGCGUGCACGGAAUGAAGGGGGACGACGGCGUCCCGGGUCGCGACGGGCUCGACGGGUUCCCGGGCCUCCCGGGCCCCCCUGGCGAUGGCGUCCAGGGCCCUCGGGGCGACGCAGGCCGCCCGGGCGUACCCGGAGCCAAGGGCUUUCCAGGAGAAGUGGGGCCCCCAGGCCUGGGCUUGCCGGGCCCAAAGGGCCAGUCUGGCUUCCCAGGAGACGCAGGACUGCCGGGACCCCCAGGUCUUCAGGGGCCCCCCGGCCCCCCCGGAACUCCGGGACAGAUAGAUUGUGACACCGACGUGAAGAGACCCCUCGGCGGAGACGGGCAGGACGCCAUUCACCCAGAUUGCGUUGGAGGACGCCCAGGAUCACCUGGCCUGCCAGGCCCCCCCGGCCCCACAGGUGUGAAAGGCCUCCGAGGGACACCGGGACUCUCGGGAGAGGACGGAGCCCCGGGACUCAAGGGCUUCCCCGGAGAGCCGGGCCGCGAAGGCUUCCCCGGGCCCCCCGGGUUCAUGGGACCCCGAGGAUCCAAAGGGGCCGCGGGCCUGCCAGGCCCCGAGGGACUCCCGGGCCCCGUCGGCCGGCCGGGCCCCGCGGGGCCUCCUGGAGACAGGGGCCUUCCGGGAGAAGUCCUGGGGGCCCAGCCCGGGCCUCGGGGAGACGCAGGGCUGCCGGGACACCCCGGGCUGAAAGGCCCGCCGGGAGACACCGGCCCGCCCGGAUUCAGAGGAAGCCAAGGGAUGCCCGGGAUGCCGGGGCUCAAGGGCCAGCCGGGCCUCCCCGGGCCCUCGGGUCACCCGGGCCUGCCCGGACCCCCCGGACAGCACGGAUUCCCGGGAGCCCCGGGGCAAGGAGGGCCCUUGGGGCGGCCGGGCGCCCCAGGUUUUGGAGGCCUGCCCGGGGAGAGGGGGGACCCCGGCGACGCGGGCGCCCCCGGCCCCGUGGGCAUGAAAGGGCUCUCUGGAGACCGAGGCGAAGCGGGCUUCUUGGGCGAGCAAGGCCAUCGAGGGAACCCCGGACUUCAAGGAAUGGCUGGCGUGCCUGGUGUCCCUGGACAGAAAGGGGAUCGAGGCUCUCCCGGGAUGCACGGCUUCCAGGGCAUGACGGGACUCAAGGGAAGGCCCGGCUUCCCAGGCUCCAAAGGAGAGGCUGGGUUUUUCGGAACGCCUGGUCUGAAGGGCUUGCCGGGCCAGCCGGGUGUCAAAGGCAACCGAGGAGACCCCGGUCCCCCGGGACCGCCCCCCAUCAUCCUGCCAGGGAUGAAGGACAUCAAGGGGGAGAAAGGAGAUGAAGGGCCCAUGGGCCUGAAGGGGUACCUGGGCUUGAAAGGACUCCAAGGCAUGCCCGGGGUCCCGGGGCUGGCAGGAAUCCCAGGCCUUCCCGGGAGGCCGGGCCACGUCAAAGGAACCAAGGGCGACAUCGGAGUCCCAGGCAUCCCCGGGCUGCCGGGCUUCCCCGGCGUGUCUGGCCCCCCCGGAAUUGUGGGGUUCCCAGGGUUCACAGGAAGCAGGGGGGACAAGGGCGCUCCUGGCAGAGAAGGCCUGUACGGCGAGACCGGCCAAAGGGGGGACUUAGGUGAUAUCGGAGACACCAUCGACUUGCCGGGAAGCCCGGGUCUGAAAGGGGAACGGGGCCCCCCCGGUACGACAGGGGUGAAGGGAUUCUUCGGAGAGAAAGGGACGGAGGGCGACGUCGGCUUCCCCGGGAUAACGGGUGUGACUGGAGCCCAGGGGCCCCCCGGACCCAAAGGACAGACGGGCUUCCCGGGGCUCGUGGGGCCGCAGGGGCCGCAGGGGGACCCCGGGCGGGCCGGAGCGCCGGGGCAGAAAGGAGACUACGGCUGGCCGGGCAACCCGGGCUUGCCAGGGUUCCCGGGGUUCCGCGGCAUCGGAGGCUUACACGGCUUGCCAGGCACCAAAGGCUCCCCCGGGUCACCAGGUGCCGACAUCCACGGAGACCCCGGCUUCCCAGGCCCCGUGGGGAAUAAGGGUGAACCCGGAGAGGCCAACACCCUGCCGGGCCCAGCGGGGCCCCCGGGCCAGAAGGGACAGCAGGGAGCCCCAGGCGAGCGAGGCCCAGCUGGGAGCCCCGGCCUGCAGGGCUUCCCCGGCGUCGGCCCCCCAUCCAACAUCUCCGGGCUGCCGGGUGACGUGGGGGCGCCGGGCAUCUUUGGCCUGGAAGGUUACCGGGGCCCCCCCGGGCCCCCCGGGCCCGCGGCUCUGCCCGGGAGCAAAGGAGAGGACGGGAGGCCCGGCGCCUCCGGAAGCGCCGGGUCCAAAGGCUGGGUGGGGGACCCUGGGCCCCAGGGCCGCCCUGGGGUGUUCGGCGUCCCGGGAGAAAAAGGGCCCAAGGGGCAGCAAGGCCUGAUGGGCAGCGUCGGACCUUCCGGGCCCGUGGGUGACAGAGGCCCCAAGGGGCCCAAAGGAGACCAAGGAUUCCCGGGUGCCCCCGGCUCUGUGGGGGCCCCCGGCAUCGCGGGACAGCCCCCCAGGCUCGCCGUGCAGCCCGGAACAUCGGGCCCCCAGGGGAGGAGAGGCCCGCCCGGGGCUCAGGGAGAGAUGGGGCCCCAGGGGCCCCCCGGAGAGCCAGGCUUCCGGGGGACUCCAGGGAAGGCCGGACCGCAAGGAAGAGGCGGCGUGUCUGCCGUGCCCGGGUUCCGGGGAGACCAAGGGCCCAUGGGACACCAGGGCCCCGUCGGACAAGAGGGGGAGCCGGGCCGUCCGGGGAGCCCGGGCCUGCCCGGCAUGCCGGGGCGCAGCGUCAGCAUCGGCUACCUCCUGGUGAAGCACAGCCAGACGGACCAGGAGCCCAUGUGCCCCGUGGGCAUGAACAAGCUCUGGAGCGGCUACAGCCUGCUCUACUUCGAGGGCCAGGAGAAAGCUCACAACCAGGACCUAGGGCUGGCCGGCUCGUGCCUGGCGCGCUUCAGCACCAUGCCCUUCCUGUACUGCAACCCGGGCGACGUGUGCUACUACGCCAGCCGCAACGACAAGUCCUACUGGCUGUCCACCACCGCGCCGCUGCCCAUGAUGCCGGUGGCCGAGGAGGAGAUCCAGCCCUACAUCAGCCGCUGCUCCGUGUGCGAGGCCCCCGCCGUGGCCAUCGCCGUGCACAGCCAGGACGCGUCCAUCCCGCACUGCCCCGGCUGGCGCAGCCUGUGGAUCGGCUACUCCUUCCUCAUGCACACGGCCGCUGGGGACGAGGGCGGCGGGCAGUCGCUGGUGUCGCCGGGCAGCUGCCUGGAGGACUUCCGCGCCACGCCCUUCAUCGAGUGCAACGGCGCGCGCGGCACCUGCCACUACUUCGCCAACAAGUACAGCUUCUGGCUGACCACCAUCCCCGAGCGGAGCUUCCAGAGCGCGCCCGCGGCCGACACGCUCAAGGCCGGCCUCAUCCGCACGCACAUCAGCCGCUGCCAGGUGUGCAUGAAGAACCUGUGAGGCCGCCCGGGCCGCGCCGGGGGCACAUGGUGCUCAUUCUUAACUUAUUACCUCAGAGGCUUCCCCCCCCCCCGCACGC